Molecule: messenger RNA, 1266 nt
Organism: Aureococcus anophagefferens
Lineage: Eukaryota; Pelagophyceae; Pelagomonadales; Pelagomonadaceae
Exons: 1
Coding region: 1-1266 (421 amino acids)
Molecular function (GO): flavin adenine dinucleotide binding; acyl-CoA dehydrogenase activity
Source: RefSeq, a predicted model, not a curated record
AUGGCCGCCAGAGUGCUCCGCCGCGCCGGCGCGCGUCGCGCCUUCUCCGCCGAGCCCGCCCCGGCCUACGCCUCGGAGCGCAUCAACGCGGCGACGGCGCCGACGCUCAUGGAGAUCGGCUGCCGCGACAUCUUCGACGAGGAUCACGACGCAUUCCGCCAGAUGUGCCGCGACUUCUUCGCCAACGAGGUCAAGCCCUUCCACAAGGAGUGGGAGAAGGCCGGCGAGGUGCCGCGCGAGCUCUGGACCAAGGCCGGCGACCUCGGGCUGUUGGCGUGCAUGGUGCCCGAGGCCUACGGCGGCCUCGGCACGGACUGCCGCUUCCCGGCCGUCGUCUGGGAGGAGCAGUCCUACAGCGGCUGCACGGGCCCCGGCUUCGCCAUGCACAGCGACAUCGUCGCGCCCUACAUCACGAACUACGGCACGGAGGAGCAGAAGCAGCGCAUCCUCCCGAAGCUCGUGAGCGGCGAGUGGAUCGGCGCGCUCGGCAUGACGGAGCCGUCCGCGGGCAGCGACUUCGCCAACAUCAAGACCACGGCCGUCAAGGACGGCGACGACUACGUCAUCAACGGCUCCAAGGUCUUCAUCACCAACGGGUGGAUGGCCGACGUCACCAUCGUCUGCGCGAAGACCGACGCGUCGAAAGGCGCGCACGGCGUGUCGCUCUUCCUCAUCGAGGACGGCAUGAAGGGCUUCACCAAGGGCAACAAGCUCGAGAAGAUGGGCAUGAAGGCCCAGGACACGUGCGAGCUCUUCUUCGAGGACCUGCGCGUGCCCAAGUCCGCGCUCCUCGGCGAGGAGGGCAAGGGCUUCUACGCGGUCAUGUCCGAGCUGCCCCAGGAGCGCCUCCUCAUCGCCGACAUGGGCGUCUCCGCCGCCGAGGCCGUCUUCGAGUGGACCCGCGACUACACCAUGGACCGCUCGGCCUUCAAGGGCAAGCUCUCGAACCUCCAGGUCGUCGGCCACAAGCUCGCGGAGAUGAAGACGGACAUCUGCGUCGGCCGCGCCUUCGUCGACAACUGCAUCGCGCUCCACAGCCAGCGCAAGCUCGACUCCGUCCAGGCGUCCAUGGCCAAGUACUGGUGCACGGAUUUACAGUGCAAGAUCGCCGACGCGGGCGUCCAGCUCCACGGCGGCUGGGGCUACAUGUGGGAGUACGACGUCUGCAAGGCCUUCGUCGACGGCCGCGUCCAGCCCAUCUACGGCGGCGCCAACGAGAUCAUGAAGGAGCUCAUCUCCCGCUCCAUCACGAACCCGCGCCACUAG